CUCCUUCUCUUCCUUCCACCACCACCUCCCAUUCACAAUGGCUCUCCCCCUCCGCCUUGCUCUCAGAAAGGUGCCGACCCGAGCUGGUUUCUCGACGGCGCGUUUUGCGUCCACCUCGGCGAAGCAACAAACUCUCAAGGAGCGCCUUUCUGAACUCAUCCCUAAGGAGCUUGAAAAUGUAAAAGCCGCUCGCGUAGAGCAUGGCAAAAAAUCAUUCGGCCCCGUCCUAGUCGACCAGCUUUAUGGUGGAAUGCGUGGUCUUCCCGCUCUGAUUUGGGAAGGGUCGGUACUGGAUGCUGAGGAAGGAAUCCGCUUCCGCGGGAAGACAAUCCCAGAAUGUCAAGAGUUACUUCCGAGGGCGCCGGGUGGAUCGGAGCCACUGCCCGAGGGUCUCUUCUGGCUUCUAUUGACGGGAGAAGUGCCGACGGCAGAACAAGCCAAGGAGCUCUCAAAGGACUGGGCUGCGCGUGCCGCUAUUCCGGAGUUUGUUGAAGAGCUCCUUGACAGAUGCCCAACAAGUUUGCAUCCAAUGAGCCAAUUUUCUUUGGCUGUCACUGCACUGAACCACGAUUCCUCGUUUGCAAAAGCCUACUCCGAGGGUAUCUCGAAGAAAGAGUACUGGGGACACACUUUUGAAGAUUGCAUGGACCUUAUUGCAAAAUUGCCGAAUAUUGCGGGCCGCAUUUUCCGCAAUGUUUAUGGGAAGGGCAAAGUACCUGCAAUUGACACGACAAAGGACUACUCCUGGAAUCUGGCCCACUUACUUGGAUUCAGUGAAAAUGAAGCGUUCGUUGACCUGCUCCGCCUCUACAUCACUAUCCACAGUGAUCACGAGGGUGGCAAUGUUUCUGCUCACACUGGUAAACUUGUCGGCUCGGCUCUUUCUGAUCCCUUCUUGUCCUAUGCCGCCGCUCUCAAUGGUCUUGCCGGACCACUUCACGGCCUUGCCAACCAGGAGGUACUCGUAUGGUUGAGGAAGAUGCAGUCGAAGAUAGGGGAAAAUGCAUCUGACGAAGCCGUUAAGGAGUACGUCUGGUCGACUCUCAAGGGCGGUCAGGUAGUCCCAGGAUAUGGUCAUGCUGUUUUGCGCAAGACCGAUCCUCGCUAUGUAGCACAGCGUGAAUUCGCCCUUAAGCACCUCCCAGAUGACCCGCUCUUCAAGCUAGUCGGCCAGGUUUACAAGAUUGUUCCAAAUAUUCUCCUUGAAGCUGGCAAAGCGAAGAACCCUUGGCCGAACGUCGAUGCUCAUUCUGGCGUUCUGCUAACCUACUAUGGUCUUGACCAGAUGCAAUACUACACUGUGCUCUUCGGUGUAUCACGUGCCUUUGGUGUUGCUGCUCAAUUGAUCUGGGAUCGUGCAUUGGGUGCUCCAUUGGAGCGCCCGAAGAGCUUCUCGACUGAAGCCAUUAAGAAGAUGUUUGCCGGAAAGGAGAACUAGACUCGUGAUUACUUACUGCCCAUAGACUUUAGAGUACCUAACGAUCUUAAAAUGCAAUACUG
Molecule: messenger RNA, 1500 nt
Organism: Fomitiporia mediterranea MF3/22
Lineage: Eukaryota; Fungi; Basidiomycota; Agaricomycetes; Hymenochaetales; Hymenochaetaceae
Product: citrate synthase
Exons: 10
Coding region: 38-1438 (466 amino acids)
Biological process (GO): carbohydrate metabolic process; citrate metabolic process; tricarboxylic acid cycle
Cellular component (GO): mitochondrial matrix
Source: RefSeq, a predicted model, not a curated record